AUGCCUUCGCCACCUAAUGCGCGGCCCAUCAAGCCGGCGAAAGAGUCUCUCUCCAAACCUCCGCGGAAGAAACCAUCCAGUGCUCGUAUCUCGGCCGCCUGCGAAGCUUGCAAGAAACGAAAAACGAAAUGUACAGGCGGGCCGGCACCCUGCCAGCUGUGUGAAACCCUUGGUACCGAGUGUGUAAUCGACCUCUCGCUGGAUAUGAGACGCAGGGCUGCUUUUCAGCGCACCUUGGACGAGUCGAGGACUUAUCAGGAUGCCUUGAACAGCUUACUCGAUGGCAUCCGCGAGGGUCCCUCGCCCCGCCUCGAAGCAAUAUUCGAGCUCAUCCGCAGUGGCACGUCAAAUCAAGAAAUCACCAACAACCUACAUCAUUACGCGCACCGGAACGAAGACGAAGAUGGCGACGACAUCAUGUCGUCCCGCAUAGAAGGGUCUGAAUCCCUGGUGGAUGCCAGAAAAAGUCCCGCUGAUACCUCGAGUUUGGGAUCGCUCACUUCGGAAUCAGCAAAGGGCAAAUCACCCGACGGUUCCAUGUCAAUCGCUAGUUUACUGACCUCACUCAAGCAUGCAUCCCCUCUAGAAGGCGAGGCCAUUUUGCGUCAGUUUCUGGCACUGCGCUCCGACGAAAGGGUGGGCUUGUCCCUGGGCUCGGUAGAGGGAAAGAAUUCCUGGGAGGGAAUGGAUUCUGGCAUAAGCCCUCCCGGUGUUGAUGAACGUGCCGUGUGGCACCCAGUACUGCACUUACGAUCGCAAAGUGCUCGGUUGGACGAGCGCCCACAGUUGCCACCAGGCCCUCGACGAUUUUCCCAAGGAGGGUCCAAGAGAGAGCCAACCGAUACAGUCGGCUCAGAAUCGCCGUCACCACCGACUAGCUUAUCGAGACAGUCAUCCCAAUACCCCCGAAUCGCCACCGACAUGGCCAGCGCCAGCCCGCUGCCGCUGGCCGCCUCGCCUGCAACGCCCUACUUUGAGCUGGUCACGAAUUUUCCCACUGCGCACCCGAGAUUGAACGAAUGGGAUUUGUGUGUGGCGCAGGAAGAUCAAGUCACCAGGCUCAGGAUCCCUAGACACCUCGUCCUUCCACUGGUGGUCCCCGACGACUCGCCGAUGAGCCGCACCUACACAGACUAUGUGAACGGGGCGCGGCGCAUGCUUGAAAGUGGUGUCCUGGUGUCCGAUGUCCUGGGAACCACAGAUAAGGUGGCUGUCGAUUUGUUCUUCCGCCCCCGUCGAGCGACGGACAAAUUCGACUGUGCGUCGUGGGCAUGCGAAGUCUCGCGAAGUUUUGAUAACGACAUCUUUGUCCGUCUGGCUUCGGCCUAUUUGCUUACACACAUGAUGCGAUGGCUGCUGGUCCCUACGCUGGAACAUUACCAGAAACUCCCGGACAUGAUGAAACCGACACCGGCACAAUGCAUGGUCCCGCACAUCGGCGCGAUCGAAACAAUACCAUUACCCCCCGUCCGAGAUGCCGCAAUCCACAAACUGCGGGACUGGCUCACGCCUCUGAUCCAGGCGGAAUGGGGUGUUAACUGGCCUCACACUCUCGACUCGGCUGUUGAGCAGGACGCAUUGACGGGGGCCACCGUCUUAACCCAGAGGUUCAUCGACCAUGUGGUCAUUUACGAUCACUGGAGUGUUGGGUCUCGCUUCUUGAACAGCUUUCCCGAGGUGGCAGGCAGAAUCCGGAUCCACGAAUUGGGGUAA
Molecule: messenger RNA, 1713 nt
Organism: Fonsecaea nubica
Lineage: Eukaryota; Fungi; Ascomycota; Eurotiomycetes; Chaetothyriales; Herpotrichiellaceae
Exons: 4
Coding region: 1-1713 (570 amino acids)
Biological process (GO): regulation of DNA-templated transcription
Molecular function (GO): zinc ion binding; DNA-binding transcription factor activity, RNA polymerase II-specific
Source: RefSeq, a predicted model, not a curated record